Molecule: messenger RNA, 1585 nt
Organism: Chelmon rostratus (copperband butterflyfish)
Lineage: Eukaryota; Metazoa; Chordata; Actinopteri; Chaetodontiformes; Chaetodontidae
Gene: wdr54
Product: WD repeat domain 54
Exons: 10
Coding region: 177-1187 (336 amino acids)
Biological process (GO): cilium assembly
Cellular component (GO): ciliary basal body; centriole
Molecular function (GO): protein binding
Source: RefSeq, a predicted model, not a curated record
CGUUGUCUCUAUGGCUGCGGAGGACGCGGAGGUAAUCCUGUUGCUAACAAGAGCUAGAAGAGUGCUUCGUUCUCAUUAACCUUACAUGUAAUGGUCGAUUACGACAAUAGACGACUGACACCAGACCACCCACUGUUUGAUUUCAACAAGCAGCGCUGUUAAGACAAGACUGCUCGAUGUAUCACAAAGAAAAGAGCAUCCAGAUCAAAAACAGCGCGUCGGCGCUGUACAACAACCUCAAUGUGCUGCGCAUCGCCCCUCGACGGCUCACCUACUUCACGGUGGUCCAUGCCAACGUGGUCAACAUGGUCAGCGCCUCCUGGGACGGCCUCAACUAUUCCCACCGUCAGCUGCAGUCCAAGGAGCCCAACGUCGCCACAAGCACAUCGCUCAUCAUGCAGGCUGCGUUUUGUGUCCUGCCGUCUCGUGAUCUGCUGGUGGUGACCUCUCAGAAAGGCAUCCAGAUGUAUGAAUCUGAUGGCUCCAUCAUGGUGUACUGGCAUGCACUGGAUACUCCAGAAACACCUACAGCUCAGGCAGUGUUUGCUCGAGGGAUAUCAGCAGUGUGGGAGAAUUAUAUAUGUGUGGGUGUUUCAUCUGGUGCAAUUCUAGUAUUCGAUGUUCCCAGUAAAGGCAGUAAUAUUACCCUGUCUGAGGUCCUGGAGGAGCAUAAGGAGUCCAUCACUGACAUGGCCUCGGAGUGCUCUGGCAGCCAGGAGUGCAUAGCUGAUCUGGUCAGUGCAGAUGAUGGGGGCAACCUGUGCGUGUGGAAGUCUGGGGAGGAAUUUCAGGUGCUCAACAAGAUCCCUGGCUUUGACAUGAGCUGCUCAUCUGUCAAGUUGUGGAAAGGCACAGUGGUGGCAGGUUACGGCACAGGCCAGAUCCGCAUAUAUGAGGCAGUGACGGGAAUUUUGCAUGCUGAGGUCAACGCCCAUGCUCGCUGGAUAUACUCACUGGACAUCGCUCCUUUUUCUGGCCUGCUUCUGUCUGCUGCUGAGGACUCUCUAGUCAGGGUGUGGCACCUGACACUGACCCCGGAGACCAACAGUGUGGAGGUUGCCCAUUUGCACAAUGAGUGUGUGACAGACACACAAAUCUGUGGCGCCAAGUUCUGUGACGGCGAUGGUUAUGCCUUUGCAGUGACAGGCUAUGACCUGAGUGAGAUUAUCCGCUACACACAGACUUAAGAAUUUUCCUGCAGGCUGAGGCUAAGUGUAUGAAUGUGAAUCUGGUAUAUUGGAGUGUUUCUGGAAAGAUAUGAUGACUCAGAACAGAGUGAGAUAUGGCCAGGUUAGGCUCAGGAUGAGAUUCUGCAAGGCUGGGAGGUAUUUGACAAGAUCGUUUUUGGGAGAAGCAUUGCCUCAUUGCAUUUCUGUCUCUAUAUCUACAAAGGUAAGAAGGAGAUAAGCAUAUAACAAAAUAAUACAAAAGUAUUGUGUUAAAGUUUCUAUAAAUAUUUUAAGUACAGAUGUUUAUAUAGAUGUGAAUGUAGCUUUAAACAGUAAUAAAGUAUUCUAUUAUUCUUUCUGAUAUAAUUAUUGUUAUUAUUCUUUCUGGCAUAUCAACUGUACCAGUAAACAUUUUU